Perognathus longimembris pacificus (Pacific pocket mouse) is the source of this 243-nucleotide messenger RNA. RefSeq names its product defensin beta 135 (gene Defb135). The transcript has 2 exons. Gene Ontology annotation, biological process: innate immune response. The record is from RefSeq and is a predicted model, not a curated record. Bases 1 to 243 code for a protein of 80 amino acids. Gene Ontology annotation, cellular component: extracellular region. NCBI's taxonomy places the organism in Eukaryota, Metazoa, Chordata, Mammalia, Rodentia, Heteromyidae.
AUGAGGAGCCUACUGCGGGUCCUUGUGGCCCUUGUCUUGCUCUCCUGUGUUCCGGCAGUUAGAAGCGGCAUAAAUGACGAAGUAAGAGUCAUGUACAGUUCAUGCUGGCGGCAAAAGGGAGUUUGCAAGACAACAUGCCUGUCAGAUGAAUUGUUUCAUAUUCUCUGCGAUGAUGUAGAUGUGUGCUGUGUAAGAAAAGGCUUUUUACCUCCCCUGGUGGAGCCUGAAAAUGUAGACUACUAA